Molecule: messenger RNA, 1554 nt
Organism: Fraxinus pennsylvanica
Lineage: Eukaryota; Viridiplantae; Streptophyta; Magnoliopsida; Lamiales; Oleaceae
Source: the annotation of a GenBank genome assembly
AUGUCUUUGUUGACUGGUUUCCCAAUUCAAAACUUGUUGGCUCUGGCUGCCUCCACUUCUACAAAGAGGCUCUGCAUUUCUCCUGCUUCACUCAAAGUCCUCCUCGUUAAUCGAUCCGCCCCCGCCGGAAGAAACCCUUUUGCCCUCCGUGUGUCGGGCUCCUAUUCGUCUGUCGCUUCCCCCUCCACCGCCAUGGGUGACGCUGCCGCUGAUUCCGGUAUGGAUGCUGUUCAGAGACGCCUUAUGUUCGAAGACGAGUGUAUUUUGGUGGAUGAGAAUGAUAAUGUCGUCGGUCAUGAUACCAAAUACAAUUGUCACCUGAUGGAGAAGAUUGAGUCGGAAAAUUUGUUGCACAGAGCUUUCAGUGUGUUUCUCUUUAACACAAAAUAUGAGCUGUUGCUUCAGCAACGAUCUGCAACAAAAGUCACCUUUCCUUUGGUGUGGACAAACACCUGCUGCAGCCACCCCCUUUACCGAGAGUCUGAGCUUAUCCCCGAGAAGGCACUUGGGGUGAGGAAUGCUGCCCAAAGGAAGCUCUUGGAUGAACUGGGUAUUCCUGCUGAAGACGUCCCGGUCGAUCAGUUCACACCAUUGGGCCGCAUGUUGUACAAAGCGCCUUCUGAUGGAAAGUGGGGAGAGCACGAACUUGAUUACCUUCUCUUCAUUGUUCGGGAUGUUAAUGUCAACCCGAAUCCUGAUGAGGUAGCUGAUAUCAAGUACGUGAAUAAGGAAGAGUUGAAAGAGCUGUUGAGAAAAGCAGAUGCUGGUGAGGGUGGUAUUAAGCUGUCCCCAUGGUUCAGACUAGUUGUUGACAACUUCCUGUUCAAGUGGUGGGAUCAUGUGGAGAAGGGGACUCUGAGCGAAGCAGCUGAUAUGAAAACCAUUCACAAUUGUUGGCCUGUAAAGGUGGUGGAAUGGAGUGGGUUUGGGACCCAGGUGGGUCAGAGGCUGCGUCGCAGUCGUGCUUUUCGAGUUGUUUUGGUGGUCUUUUUCUGUUUGUUGCGGUGUGAUUGGUGGUGUAAAUUUGUGGUGCGUUGGUUGGUGUGGCGGUUUCAUUUGGUUGCUCGUCGGUUUCUGCUCUUUCGGGUGUCUACAGUACUGGGCAGCCCCUAUGCUUGGAGGGGGCAUGCGUUUUCGCGAGAUCUACUCCCAGCCAGAUACCAGUUUGGUCAGCUUCCCUGCGGGUUUCUGGAGCGUGUUGGUCCCUGUUUUGGCUUGGUUGUGUUGUUCGCCGGUGCUCUCUCCGGUCUCUUUGGUUCUCCUAUCACCGUUUGGUGUCGUGCCAUGUUGGCUCUGUGUGCUGCUCCUGUGUUGCCGAUUCGCUUCAUCAUUGGCCAUGAUUUUGGUUUGCAGUUUGGGCAAUGUCGCUGGCCAAGGUUCUGGCUCCGGGUUUCAUGUGUUUUGGCUGCGGGAGACAUGUUUGGGGUUAGAGCUUCGAUGGUGUCUUGGUUCCGCCCAGAUUUGGCUUCCAUUGCUUUGAUGUCUUGCCUACUGCCGGUUGAGGUCGUGGUCUGUGCGUGGGUGGUUGGUUUUGGUGUUUCAUUCUAUUUGUAG